UGCAUCGAUGCUACGAUCUGCAGUCUGCAGUCGUAGUGUCACAAACCGCUUGCUUAGCAGACGGACGGCCAGUACGUUCAUCGACGUUCUGCGCGGACGUGCGUUUUAAAGUGCGAGGAAUACUCCACGUUCCGUCUCAAUCAACUUGCGCAGCAGGACGAGAUGCCAGUGAAUAUUAAUUGGCCCGCGGUGAUGGCGACUGCCAUCCCCAACUUCGGCUCCGUCACCACUGGUUAUUUUGUAAAGAGAAACAUCCACUGGUUCGAGUCCCUGAAGAAGCCGUCCUGGAUGCUGCCGGCCUGGUCGAUCGGGCCUAUGUGGACCGGCUUCUAUUGUACAUUAGGCUACUCGUCGUACAUGGUGUGGCGGGACGGGGGUGGUUUUGAAGGAGCAUGUGCGCCACUCACCAUCUACGCCUCCAAUAUCAUUCUCAACUGGUCGUGGGUGCCGCUGUUCUUCGGCACUCGACGCAUCAAAUGGGCUCUCUACGAGAACGCGGCGUUGUGCAUCAACACGGCGGCGCUUCUACUCACGUUCCACGAUGUGAACCCCACCGCAGCCUACCUCAACAUCCCCUACUUGUGCUGGAGCAUUUACGCUGUGGCGGUCAAUUACUUCAUCUAUCGGGAGAACAAACAGAUCCCCGCCGAUGAAAAGGUCGCGGAUGAGAAGGUCAAGGAAGUUGCAUUUUCGUAGGCAGACGAAAGCGCGGGAGCGGGAGCAGACGGAGCUCGGCUUUUCUAGUUCGCGUUUCGGAAGAGGCGUAUCUCACAGGCUUAACGCUAAUGAUGGGUUAACGAGCGUAAUGUAAUAAAAAAUUACGUAAGAAAGAAGACGAGAAUAUCCAAGGGUAUAAAACAACAAUCGAUAAAAAUAUCCAGUCAACGUGAUCGAUCAUCUUUGAAAAUAUUAGAUUUCUCGACUGGACAUUUCCUAUCUAUUCUCGCGAUCAUUCUUGCGCGCGAAUUUACGACCUCGGACAUUUGAGAAAAGAAAAGAGAAAGAGAGGCAGUGACUGAAAUCGCUUGGGGAUUCGCGGAAAGCGGACGAUCAAACGCCCAUCGUCAGUUACUUUACUUUUUUUUCUUUUUUUUCUUACAAUCAACGUUACUGUUGCACCAUCGCAGUGCGGUCAAGAGCGACGAGACAAGUGCCUUGCAUUGAACGCACAACGCCGUGUAGUAUACACAUGUUUAUUAAUCGAUAUGAAAUAAAGAUUAGUUAAUCCGA
This is a messenger RNA of Harpegnathos saltator (Jerdon's jumping ant), 1230 nucleotides long. RefSeq names its product Translocator protein (gene Tspo). The coding region runs from base 163 to 696 and encodes 177 amino acids. The record is from RefSeq and is a predicted model, not a curated record. The transcript is spliced from 4 exons. Gene Ontology annotation, cellular component: mitochondrial outer membrane. Lineage: Eukaryota; Metazoa; Arthropoda; Insecta; Hymenoptera; Formicidae.